GGUCAGAAGCAGGAAGUGGAGGCCAGUGGGGAGAGCGAGGCCCAGCAGAUAGGAGGAUCAAAGGGAGUGCAUCUGAGUCCUUAUGGACGGAAGAAUGAUGAGAAGCAUGAGGCUGAAGGAGGAGGGGUCGCCGGGAGAAAGCAGCCCAGUGUCCUGCCUCUGCGGCUCUGCCCCCUGCAUUCUGUGCAGCUGCUGUCCCUCCAGUCCUAACUCCACUGUGACCCGCCUCAUCUUCACGGCCUUCCUCUUCCUGGGGGUGCUGGUGUCCAUCAUCAUGCUGAGCCCUGGUGUGGAGAGUCAGCUCUACAAGCUGCCGUGGGUGUGUGAGGAGGGGGCCGGGACCCCCGUCGUCCUGCAGGGCCACAUCGACUGUGGCUCCCUGCUCGGCCACCGCGCCGUCUACCGCAUGUGCUUUGCGACGGCAGCCUUUUUCUUCCUCUUCACCCUGCUCAUGCUCUGCGUGCGCAGCAGCCGGGACCCCAGGGCUGCCAUCCAGAACGGAUUUUGGUUCUUUAAGUUCCUGGUCCUCGUGGGCAUCACCGUGGGCGCAUUCUACAUCCCUGACGGCUCCUUCUCCAACGUCUGGUUCUACUGUGGUGUCGUGGGCUCCUUCCUCUUCAUCCUCAUCCAGCUGGUGCUGUUCAUCGACUUCGCGCACUCCUGGAACCAGAGGUGGCUGGGCAAGGCCGAGGAACGUGACUCCCGGGCCUGGUAUGCAGGCCUCUUCUUCUUCACCCUCCUCUUCUACACGCUGUCCAUUGCGGCCGUGACGCUAUUGUUCAUCUACUAUACCCACCCCGGCCCCUGCUACGAAGGCAAGGUCUUCAUCGGCCUCAACCUCACUCUCUGUGUCUGCGUCUCCAUUGUCGCCGUCCUGCCCAAGGUCCAGGACGCCCAGCCCAACUCGGGUCUGCUGCAGGCCUCCGUCAUCACGCUCUACACCACAUUUGUCACCUGGUUGGCCCUGUCCAGUGUCCCUGACCAGAAAUGCAACCCUCACCUGCUGACCCACUUGAGCAACGGGACGAUCCUGGCAGGCCCCGAGGGCUACGAGACUCACUGGUGGGAUGCACCGAGCAUCGUGGGGCUCAUCAUCUUUAUCCUGUGCACCGUGUUCAUCAGUCUGCGCUCCUCGGACCACCGGCAGGUUAACAACCUGAUGCAGACAGAGGAGUGCCCGUCCGCGCUGGAGGCCACACAGCAGCAGCAGGUGGCGCCCUGCGGGGGCCGGGCCUUCGACAAUGAGCACGAUGGCGUCACCUACAGCUACUCUUUCUUCCACUUCUGCCUGGUGCUCGCGUCCCUGCACAUAAUGAUGACGCUCACCAACUGGUACAGACCCGGCGAGGCCCGGAAGAUGAUCAGCACGUGGACGGCCGUGUGGGUGAAGAUCUGUGCCAGCUGGGCGGGGUUGCUCCUCUACCUGUGGACCCUGGUGGCCCCCCUCCUCCUGCCGAACCGAGACUUCAGCUGAGGCGGCCCCCUGCAGCCAGCCCGCUCGGAGUCUCCAGGCUCAGUGAGUCUGCCACGCUGAGCCCCUACCCCUACCCACCUCCAGGACUCGCCUCUGAGCUGGGCCCCCUGUUCUUAGUGCCUUCAGGGAUGAGAUCCAGACCAGAGCUGCCUCUUCCUUACCUUUGUCCCCUGUCACCUGUACUUCCCCUCUUGGGAAAAAAAGGGCCCCUUAUGCUCAGGCUCCCCAGGAGAGGGUCCUGAAGGAGAGAACCACUCAGAGCCACUCGGAGAGUGGGAGCACUCCCCACAAUGGGGUGCCCAGCACUGAGGCCUGGAUAUUCCUGACCACGUCCCCCAGGGCACCCCGCCCCCUUCCCGGACUCCGUGCCUUACCGAGUCUCCAAGACUUUAUGCAAUAAACAAGCCAGUGCACGUGCCUCCCCAUGUUCUGUGCCCCUCACCCUGGGUGCGGCCCCCAUGCCAUCUGGGGCCAGUGUGGGGGUGGACACAGAAUGUCAGAGCUGAGGGGGUCAGAGGAGGGACCUGGGCUCUGUUCUGUAGGUCGUGAGGAGCCUUGGGGUGGAAGCGGGGCAGGCUACUGGAGAAGGAGAGGCUUUGGAAAAAGGAAGUCGGGGCCAGGAAAGGGCCUGGAACAGUGUCUGCACGAGGGGUGGUGAGGCCAGAGUCAGGCUGGAGAGGGGAGUUUGUGCAGGGCGGCUGAGGAGGCCAUCUUUGGUGUCCUACCAGUGCCAGCCCUGAGCCCCUGCCCACCUCUGGCCUGCCUCCAGGGUCCUACUCCUUCCUGCUGUAGUCGUAGUCCUUGCCACCUGCUUUGGGUCAGGUACCUUAGGGAACGCGGAGAAGAAUCUGACCCAUCACCCAGACUCAGUGUGCUGUGGAGAAGAGCGUGCACUUGAGUCAGCCAAGCUGGCUCGGACCCAGUGAAUCUUGGAAGCCGUGGGGCUUCUGUGGGACUCCAGGCAAGUCUUUCCCCUCUGGGCCCUGGCUCUUCAUCCAUCAGCCGGGAAAACGCCGCCCACUCCCAAGCUGUUGGGAGGCACGGAUGAAGCAGCCUCCGUGACGUGCCUGGCAGGUGCUCAAAGAGUACGAUCAGUUCCCAUCUCUGAAGGUGCACGGUGAUGCAGGGAGGGAGAGGCGCUACAGACAGGCUCCUGGUUCGGCCCCAGGGCCUGGUGUGAGCCGACGACUGACCGUAGGCCAGGCAUCACUUCCAUGUGUGGGUGUGACAGAUCAGCAUGGACGUGACUGGGUUUGCCGGGUGCUGGGGGUGCAGUGGCCAGGGACACGUCUUCCAGGGAGCUCCUGGAUCGUGGGGGGGGGGUGCAGGGGUGGAGGCAGCACAGGUGCACAGGGGUACACUGCGGGGACACCUGACACGGGCCAGGAGUCAGGCCAGACAUCCUGAAGAAUGCGUGGAAGCCAGCCAGGUCAAGAGGAAUGGGAGAAGGCAGAGGGGACAUCAUGUGAGCAAGAGAGAAAGUGGGGGAGGGAGCCUGGGUGGUUCAGUAGCUUGAGCAUCAGGCUCUUGAUUUUGGCUCAGGUCAUGAUCCCAGGGUCAUGAGAUAGAGCCUGCUUGGGAUUCCCUCUGUCUGUCUGUCUGUCUGUCUGUCUGUCUCUCUUCCUCUGCCUCUCCCCUGACCGCGCAUGCUCUCAAUCUCUCUAAAACAAAAAAUAAAUAAGUGAAAAAUUCUUAGAGAGAGAGAGGGAGAGAGGCGUUCCAGGAUAAUGAGGAGUGCGGGGUGGCUGGUGUGCAGGGCAUGGGGGUGGGGGGCGGUCAGGAGUCGGUGUGAGCUGGGAGAGAUGGGCUGGGCCGGGAUCAUACAGGCCCUUGGGGGCCGUUGUUGAAGAGAUCAGAUGUUAUCUUCAGUGCAGAGGGGAACCAUGGAGGGUUUUGGAGCAGGGUAGGAGCGGUGAAGGUGGGAGGCAAUCACGGGGAAGCCCCAGAAGGCUUUGAGCUGAGCAGUGACAUGGACGGGUUGUUAUCUUAGAAGGAUUCCCCUGGAUGAAAUGGAGGGUGUGGUAGCUGGGACAGGUGCCAGGGCCCGGGAAAGAAGGCAGGGGGUGGGGGUGUGGUCUGGAGCGGGGCCCAGGAAGCCUUCUCUCAACCCUGGGACAGACCCCGGGGAUGCUGUUGGCCCUGGGUGCCUUUCAGCCCAAGGAAACCCUCUCCAUGAGGCAGCCUGUUCCUUCCCCCACCCACCCCACCCAACA
Acinonyx jubatus (cheetah) is the source of this 3687-nucleotide messenger RNA. It is a transcript of the gene SERINC2, whose product is annotated as serine incorporator 2. The coding region runs from base 83 to 1474 and encodes 463 amino acids. The record is from RefSeq and is a predicted model, not a curated record. The transcript has 11 exons. Gene Ontology annotation, cellular component: membrane. Lineage: Eukaryota; Metazoa; Chordata; Mammalia; Carnivora; Felidae.